AUGGCAACUCCGUUGAGGAAACCCACCCAGGCCUCUGGCCUGCGUUCCUCCCUGAACUCUGAGGAGUCGUCGCCGGCCCACGGUCCUCCCAGCCGCCGCCGCUCGGAUGCCGGUUCCACCAGGGGCCCCCAGCUUCGCAAACAGGCCUCGGCCUCUUCCCUCCGCUCUGAGGGACAAGCUUGGUGCCGCCGCUCGGAAUCCAUCCCCGAACCAGACCCAAUCCUGCUCUCUCUGGUGCAGGCCUUGGCCCACACAGGCAUCCCGCUUUCUGAGGCAGGCUUCUUCGAGGCUCUCAUUACACGGCCGCUGGGCGUGAGGCGCUCGCUGCCAUCAAUGGCCCAGCUCCACCGCAGCGUCCUCCCGGCCUUGCGGCGGCGCCACAAGUCGGGUCUCCGUCAGGUUCUCCACCGCCGCGAUACUUUUGUCUUCCUUCAUGAGGCGACGACAGGGGACGGGCGGGCCAUCCUUGGCAUCUCCGUCCUGCCUCUCGACAGGCCUGGGCAGUCUCCGCUGCUCCUGGGCAUGGAGUUCUUGGAGCAGCUGAGCCACCAUUCGGUGGCCCGGGCCGUCACAGGUGUUUUGAGCGAAGGGCACGUCUUGUCCCACAGGGUGCUGGCUGUGGUCACUUCUGGGAAUGCCCACAUGAUCCAAGCCUUUGCUGCCAACGGGAUUCUGGGCACGGUGUUGCCCACUGCCCUUCACAUCCCCUGCCUGGCGCACCAGCUGGAGCUGGUGAUGGAGCUGUGGCCAGAUAAGUUGGAAAGGCUGGUUUCUGUGCUGCACCUCCUGGAGGAUACGUUCGGGCGGCAGGCUGCCCUACGCCACCGUUAUGAGCUGUUUCUGAGAGAGCGCGGCCUGGCACUCUCCCUGCCCGUUCCCAGUAGGUGGACUGGGCCAGAGGCUUGGCUGGAGAAGGCCAGCGUCAUCGCAGAACAUCUCCCCAUCCUGAUGGAGUUCGUGGCAGCUGAUGAAGAAGAGGGUGCCGCCAUGGCCAAACUACAGGCGCUCCUCGGGUCAGGCAGUGAGGAGUUGGUGGCGGAGGCCACCUUUGCAGCGGAGCAUGGGGCAGUCCUCCUGAGCACGGCGCAGUUCCUGCACAAGUUGGGGGAGCCAUUAGCGCACCGGGUCUAUGGCGAGCUGGAGGCCUUGCGCAUUGGCUUCUCCUACCACCUGGACACGGGGUUUGGGCCAAACACCAGGAGGCAGCUGGCCCUGUGCCCGCCUCGUCUGGCAUCGCAGUUCCGCGAGGUCCUGGCUUGCAGCCUCACCCGCCUGGAGCACAUGCUCAGCUCUCACCCUGCGGUGCCCACGUUGAAGGCCGUGCGGGCCCUUGAUCCCAAGCAGGUGGGCGCUGUGGGCUGGAGCCAGCUGCAGCAGGAGCAGGCCAUCCCUGGGCUGGCAGAGGUGGCAGAGGUGGAGUGGUUCCGCUACCAGCAGCUGGCGCAGGCGGCUCCUGCAAAUGUCUCCCUGUCUCAGUGGUGGGAGGCGCAAUCUGAGCAGCUCCCCACCCUGAGCGCCCUGGCCCAACGGUACCUCUGGCUGCCACUCUCCAUGCCCAAGUCCCCUUUCCUCCCAGGAGACGUACUGAGUGGAGCAGGUGUCGAGGAGGGUUUCACAGACGAGUGUGUUUGCCUGUGGUGCAUGCUCAGGUAUAACCGCAACCUCUGUUAG
Messenger RNA from Podarcis muralis (Common wall lizard), 1671 nucleotides. RefSeq lists its product as uncharacterized. NCBI's taxonomy places the organism in Eukaryota, Metazoa, Chordata, Lepidosauria, Squamata, Lacertidae. The record is from RefSeq and is a predicted model, not a curated record.